Molecule: messenger RNA, 501 nt
Organism: Ficedula albicollis (Collared flycatcher)
Lineage: Eukaryota; Metazoa; Chordata; Aves; Passeriformes; Muscicapidae
Product: gastrokine-1-like
Exons: 5
Coding region: 1-501 (166 amino acids)
Biological process (GO): regulation of cell population proliferation
Source: RefSeq, a predicted model, not a curated record
AUGGCGGUUGGAAUGGCGGUAACAAUUGGAAUGGUGGUUGGAAUGGUGGUUGGAAUGGUGGUUGGAACAACGAGCAUGAGCAUCAAUAGUCAAACACAAACAGCAAUUUUUGAGCAAAAGAGCAACCGCUUGUCUUGGAAAACCAUCUGGAACUACAACACGGGUGUCAUUGCAACAAAAGUGAUGCAAGAGAGAACAUGCUACAUUUCCACCAUGAACAGGAGUGAGAUGCCCAGCUUUGCUGCACUUAUCAAAGUGGCUGCAGAGAGGAGGAACCAGAUCGGUUUUGGAAGACCUAACAAGAUGAUCACUUUUGUCACCAAUGGACUGGUCAACAACCUCAUGUCUUAUGGAGCAAAUGUCUUCUCCAUGUGCAGUGGACUCACCACCUACAUGGCUCACGAAGUUUACGGACCCCAAUACAAUCAACAAUCAUGCACUGCACUUAACGUCGUGAGACUCGUGGAGCUGAAGUACUGCAGAGGCAAUGGAUACAUUUGA